ACACAUCUGCAAGAAAACAUCGCAAUGGAUAGAAAUUCGGCUUUGGUGCUGUCAUACUUAAGUUAAGACAACUUUUGGGAAUCUUCCCUGGAUAUAAUCUUCGAAGACAAAACGUUUUUGCGGAAUCUGGUCGAAGCCUGGUUGCUGCAUUCAGAAUUCUUCAACAUCAAUUGCGGUUUUGUUUUAUUUUGAAUCGAUCAUGAAAUGGUAUUAAUGUUUGGAACGAACUGAUCCUGAGCUGAUUAUUAUUCUGUAAGUCAGCAAGAAAUGAUCUGAAAAGCUGCAUAGUGUGGGAAAGCAGAAAGAUGCCAACCGCAAGUACAUCACAGCGACCAGACUCAGCGACCAAUCAGAGACGCUCAAGCUUGACAACUGGUUCUGGUUCGCCAAGACGUUCGAGUGUGACAGAGUCUUCCAUUUCGCCACGACGAGCUAGUUUGACCAAUAAGAAAAGUCUAAUACAGUUACCUGGUAACAUACCCGUCCAGAAGCCAAGAUACCUACGAAGAACGUCUAGUUCCCAGGAGAUCAGAAAGGAUGAUGGAGGAUCGGCUGAAAACAGCAAGGAUCUUAAUCAAAACAGCGUUCCAGGCAAGCUUAAUGUGAGGAAGAUUUCACGAAGAAGAUCAAGCACAUCUGGGGCUCUGCUUCUUCAAAAUGAUGCAUUGACGUCACCGAGAUCAAAUGGAGACGAAAAUUCGCCCACAAGUAGCAGCCGUAAAUCAAGUAUUUCGUCUCUGCCAAAUUCACCGCGCGGAAAAAGCCCACUCUUUAACACAACCGUGCACCAGAAGUCAUUGUCACCACGAUCGAGAUGGAUGGGCGCUUCUGAAAAAAUCAAGCGAAGAAACAGUAGCACUUCAAACCAUUUUCUGAGUCCUGCGGAAAGACUUGGGACCACGUUUAAGUAUCCGGACACAAGAAACAAAGCCUCUGUGUACACAAAUGAAAAUUUCAUCGAAGGUAGUUUGGUGAUGAGCUCAAAUAAGUCCAUUCGAGCACUGGAGUUUGAGAACAAAGAAUCUGGGAAGGAGGCAAGAGACAUUAGAGAUGCACUUGAAAAAAUGGAAGAAGAAAAGAUGCAGCUUGAAGUUCUAGAGGCUGGAGUGGCAGCAUGGGUUGGCCUUUUGGCAAACAUCCAGCGGUUGAGCAAGGGUGUUCCUCUAAUGAGAUCAAUUAGAUUGGUCUGCCUGCAAAUGCAAAAAACAUUCAUAGAAAAUGGCGGAAAGUAUGGUGCAAGUCUGCUUUCCCUUAGAAGGAGCAAAUUACCAAACGUGUCAAAAAUAUCGUGUGUUAUGGAAGAAGUUAGGGCAAAAGUUGUAGAAGGUGGAGAAGAGCUGAGCUUGGUCGAUGGAAAGUUUCUGGAAGAAGUGCGAGAAAUCCUUGGUCGUUUAGAAGGAGUACUUGCUGUCACAUUGGCCCAUUAUCGCUGA
This is a messenger RNA of Rhopilema esculentum, 1433 nucleotides long. RefSeq lists its product as uncharacterized. The record is from RefSeq and is a predicted model, not a curated record. NCBI's taxonomy places the organism in Eukaryota, Metazoa, Cnidaria, Scyphozoa, Rhizostomeae, Rhizostomatidae.